AUGGUGGAAACCUCUUCACCGACGUUGACAUGGACGAAUGUGCUUAUAGGGUUGUUGUUCAUCCUAUUUGAUUCGCUACUCUCCUUGGUACUGGGAUUGGGAAUUGGGGGUUCAUUAGUGGUAGCAGCUGCAAGAUGUGUACUGCAACUCAGUAUCAUGGGACUGAUCUUGGAUAAAGUGUUUGCGAGUAAUAACAUAUGGGGUGUAUUUGGUAUUGCUGCUUUAUUAAACGUAUUGGGAGCGACAGAAGCUACUUAUAAUAAAUCAAAAAGGAGAUUCACAAACAUGUUCCCUUUGAUACUACUGUCGAUGUUAAGUGCUACCAUACCAAUUUCGAUGUUGGGAACAAGAUUUGCAAUGUCCCAAAAUCCAUUUUGGAAACCUGAUCAAUACGUUCCUAUUCUAGGUAUGAUAUUAGGUAAUGCCAUCUCAGCCAUUGGUAUUGCAUUAAAUACAGUUCAUAAAGAAUUUUCAGACAAUAAGGAUAAGAUAGAAACGUAUCUCGCUUUUGGCGCAAGUAGAUUCGAAGCUUGUAAACCUGUUGGUAAAGAAGCUUUGAAAUUGGCUUUAUUACCUACUGUCAAUCAAAUGAGUGUAAUCGGUCUAAUAUCUAUUCCUGGAAUGAUGACUGGUGCGAUCGUUGGAGGUAAAUCAGUUGAACAAGCCGCUCGGCUACAAAUGAUCAUCAUGUUCAUGAUAUCCGCUUCUUCGGCACUAUGUACCCUCUUAGCAUUAUUUUUCUCAUUGACGACGUUGGUUGAUUCUCGAUGUCGGAUCAGACCUGAUAGGCUAGAUUCACGUAAACCCCUUUUCUAUCGAUAUAGAGACUCGGCAGGAGAGAGAUUAUGGAAGGGAAUUAAGAACUUAAGGUGUUGGGGGAGAAAAGAAGUUGGCUCAGAAGAAGAAACGAGGGGUCUAUUGAAUGGUCAAAGCAGUCAAUAG
This is a messenger RNA of Kwoniella shivajii, 942 nucleotides long. RefSeq lists its product as uncharacterized. Gene Ontology annotation, cellular component: plasma membrane. Lineage: Eukaryota; Fungi; Basidiomycota; Tremellomycetes; Tremellales; Cryptococcaceae. Bases 1 to 942 code for a protein of 313 amino acids. The transcript has 8 exons. The record is from RefSeq and is a predicted model, not a curated record.